Cygnus atratus (black swan) is the source of this 2810-nucleotide messenger RNA. RefSeq names its product acid sensing ion channel subunit 1 (gene ASIC1). Gene Ontology annotation, biological process: sodium ion transmembrane transport. Lineage: Eukaryota; Metazoa; Chordata; Aves; Anseriformes; Anatidae. Gene Ontology annotation, cellular component: membrane. Bases 301 to 1884 code for a protein of 527 amino acids. The transcript is spliced from 13 exons. The record is from RefSeq and is a predicted model, not a curated record.
CAGCCUCCUGCUCGCCUCCCUUCUCCCCCUCUUUUCUCCUCGCACCCAUCAGCUGCCUCCUCUCCGGCGAUGGUCGCCUCCGGUCCCCCCGCGCGGCGCUGAGCGAGGCCCCAGCGCAUCCCCGCUCCCACGCUUGCACCAAGCCAGCAGCGAGCGGUGGAAGGAGCGGUGGAGGAGGCUCGUCCCAGCCCCGGCACCUGCGUCGCAGCAGCGGCAGCCACGGAGCAGAGCCAGCCCAGCUCCGGCCCCGGCCGCCAGCCCUGACUCCAGAGUGGCAACCCCAGGGUGCCGGCGCGGACCAUGAUGGACCUGAAGGUGGACGAGGAAGAGGUGGACAGCGGGCAGCCGGUGAGCAUCCAGGCCUUCGCCAGCAGCUCCACCCUCCACGGGCUCUCGCACAUCUUCUCGUAUGAGCGGCUGUCGCUGAAGCGCGUGGUCUGGGCGCUCUGCUUCCUGGGCUCGCUGGCGCUGCUCGCCCUCGUCUGCACCAACCGCAUCCAGUACUACUUCCUCUACCCACACGUCACCAAGCUGGACGAGGUGGCCGCCACCAGGCUCACCUUCCCCGCCGUCACCUUCUGCAACCUCAACGAGUUUCGCUUCAGCCGGGUGACCAAGAACGACCUGUACCACGCCGGCGAGCUCCUCGCCCUGCUCAAUAACAGAUACGAGAUCCCGGACACCCAGACGGCCGACGAGAAGCAGCUGGAAAUCCUGCAGGACAAGGCAAACUUCCGAAACUUCAAGCCCAAACCUUUCAACAUGCUGGAGUUUUAUGACCGGGCUGGCCACGACAUCCGGGAGAUGUUGCUGUCCUGCUUCUUCCGCGGGGAGCAGUGCACCCCCGAAGACUUCAAAGUGGUCUUCACGCGCUACGGGAAGUGCUACACCUUCAAUGCGGGGCAGGAUGGGAAGCCCCGGCUCAUCACCAUGAAGGGGGGCACCGGCAACGGCCUGGAGAUCAUGCUGGACAUUCAGCAGGAUGAGUACCUGCCGGUGUGGGGGGAAACAGACGAGACCUCAUUCGAAGCCGGGAUCAAGGUGCAGAUCCACAGCCAGGACGAGCCCCCGCUGAUCGACCAGCUGGGCUUCGGGGUGGCACCCGGCUUCCAGACCUUCGUGUCCUGCCAGGAGCAGCGGCUCAUCUACCUGCCACCUCCCUGGGGCGACUGCAAGGCCGUGGCGGGCGACUCGGAGUUUUACGACACCUACAGCAUCACCGCCUGCCGCAUCGACUGCGAGACCCGCUACCUGGUGGAGAACUGCAACUGCCGCAUGGUGCACAUGCCGGGCGAUGCCCCUUACUGCACCCCGGAGCAGUACAAGGAGUGCGCGGACCCGGCCUUAGAUUUCCUGGUGGAGAAGGACAACGAGUACUGCGUCUGCGAGAUGCCCUGCAACGUGACCCGCUACGGCAAAGAGCUCUCCAUGGUGAAAAUCCCCAGCAAGGCCUCUGCCAAGUACCUGGCCAAGAAGUACAACAAGUCGGAGCAGUACAUCGGGGAGAACAUCCUGGUGCUGGACAUCUUCUUUGAAGCCUUGAACUAUGAGACGAUCGAGCAGAAGAAGGCGUACGAGGUGGCCGGCUUGCUGGGUGACAUUGGAGGGCAGAUGGGGCUCUUCAUCGGGGCCAGCAUCCUCACCGUGCUGGAGCUGUUUGACUACGCCUAUGAGGUGAUAAAGCACCGGCUGUGCCGGCGGGGCAAGUGCCGCAAGAACCACAAGAGGAACAACACGGACAAGGGCGUCGCGCUGAGCAUGGACGACGUGAAACGCCACAAUCCCUGUGAAAGCAUACGGGGCCACCCGGCAGGCAUGACGUACGCAGCAAAUAUCCUACCUCAUCACCCGGCCCGGGGCACCUUUGAGGACUUCACCUGCUAACUGACGUCUGGAUGUACAACCUGAGCUACCAAAGCCCUCCGGAGAGCUGCCCUUCUCCCUGCGAGCGCCAGCGGAGAGACACACCAAGGGGACCUUGCUCCUCGCCACAGUGGGACAUGGACAAGAGCGAUGGCCUCGGAUUUCGGGGCAGGCGGUCGGGUCGGGCCACGCUCGAACCUGGCAUGCAGCCUCCGCGGCAGCUGCUCCGUGCCUGCCCCGUUAGCUCAGAGACUCGAGGACGCUCCAGCCCAGCCAUCCUCGCGGCGCGGGGAGCGACACGCACAGCGGGCUGGGGCACGGGCCUUCCCCGUCUCCUCCCCUUCGGCUCCCCUCAGCCUUUUUAACUAGAAACCCAGAAGCCAAGAAGAAGCAGCCAUUUGGCCGCACAGUCUCCAUCCACAGCCCUGUCCGUCUGUCCAUCCGUCGUCUCCAUGCCCAUUUUGCUCCCACGCCUCGGCCGGCGCUUGCCGGUGGCCCUGUGCCCGGCGGGAGGGAUCGCCGCGGAGCCCUGCAGCGUGUCCAGCGGGCACGGCCGCGGGUUCAUCGGCCCCAGCAGAGCCUCGCUGCCCCCUGGGACCACGGUGGCCCGCAGCCCACCCUCACCACGGCCCUCUCUGGGCACCCCCAGCCGUUCCACGUGCACAAAGACGGGGCAGCUCCACCUCUCCAAAACGUCUUCCUCGGCCACCUGCCCUGGGGACGGCGGUGCCCAGCCGCUGAGCUCACCGGUGGCUGCAAGCGCCGUGGAGGACCCAGCCUGGGGGUGCCACCUUGGCAUCGAAGACCCCGCUGCCCAGUCGCUCUGCCUCGGCUGUGUCAUGGGGUGGUCUCCCUGCCUGUCUCUCCUGGGCUUUGCCCCGCAGUCCCUUGUGUCCCCAGGGAACCUGGAGCUACCCCGUGCGGCCCCAAAAACAGCCAUCCUUGGG